Molecule: messenger RNA, 2683 nt
Organism: Ornithodoros turicata
Lineage: Eukaryota; Metazoa; Arthropoda; Arachnida; Ixodida; Argasidae
Product: peroxynitrite isomerase THAP4-like
Exons: 3
Coding region: 242-2296 (684 amino acids)
Source: RefSeq, a predicted model, not a curated record
GCCACACUGCUGCUUGUCGAAAAAGACCUGAAAACUGCGAAAGUGAAACCGAAACUAGAUAGAUACGUCAUUUCCUAUCGCUCUGCUGCAGCCUGACACGCAAAAAAUGAAGCUUCCGGACGACAUAAUGGACUUGCAGCGCAUUUGUGCAUUUAAGUUUUUCGGUUGGUAGUUCUCCCUAGUGUUGUUGUAGUAUUCUGCAAUAUGAGUUUAACUCAUAUCACACAGUGACAAGCACGAAAUGGGAUCGUGUUCUGCACUAGGUUGCAAGAACAGAACUCUCAACGCUCCGAAAGGAGUGACCUUUCACAGGUUUCCCAGUGAUCCGCAGCAGAGGGCAAAGUGGAUAGCUGCUACCGGCAGGACUGGAUGGAACCCCACGAGCAAUUGCUGUAUCUGCUCGGUGCAUUUCAACGAAGAGGACCUCGACAGAACAUCGUUGUUCUGCGUACGUGUGAGAGAAGGAUCGGUGCCCUCUCUUUACCCCCCGGCAUCGAGUGAGUCGACUUCAAGGAAAAGAAAGAAUGCGUCAGAGUCUAAAGGGGAGGAUGCAGAUCAGGGCACUGCAGUUCCUCAAAGUGCUAACACAGCCGCAGAUGACGCAGCCAAUAUAAGAAUAAUUUCUAGUUUCAGUCUGGCACCUUCUGGAACAAAUGCUGCACAAAAUCUGACUGCAAGUUCUUUGGCACAUCCUCAAGGCGAUGCUUUGAAUAGGAACCAGAGUGUGAUGAAAAUGUGGAACCCAUCCAGACUUCAAAGCAUUCUAAAGAAUGCUGCGGUAAGAAAUAACAGUGACACCUGCGGAAAGAGCGACGGCAGAAAAGCAAGUGCUGGUGACGCAGUGAGUACUACAACCCAGAAAAGCAAUGAAACACAACAAGGAAAACGGAGACAUGUCGUAAACAAUGUGCAGUUUCCAGAAGAACCCAACAUGCUUCAGCCGUCUGGAGCAGACAUGUGUGGUGUUUCAGGUGACGUAGCAGCAGGAUCUGCGACGUUGAGUGCAAUAACAGUGGAUGAGGGUGCUGAAAGUGGGGCCACGAACGGUGACAGUCCUCAGCUCUUGUGCACCGACAUAGGGUGUGAAAGAGAAAUAGGGUCCGUCACUACUAAGGCAGCCGUAGACAAUUCGUCUUCCGCAGUCCCUUUGCAUCUUGUUGAUCACGCAGACUUAUGUCGCAAAACAUCAUCCAGAGUAGUGCGCAAUAAAUCGAAACUGUGUACGUUCAAACCGUCCACAACUGACACACGUUCAAAAGCUUUUCUGCUGUCUUUGCCACAGAUCUUACCAAAGCCUCUACCACGGUCUUCAUCCGUUCCCCUACGACGUUCUACAAUGCCGUUGUUACAACAGUCGCUUCAACAGCCUUCAUCCCAGGCUGCACAGAAAACUUCUCUGCAAGCUACAGUGCAACAUACCUUGCAAACCAGCUUGCCACAGACCACAUUGCAGACUUCAGCACCGGUAUUACCCCCAGCUGAGCCGCAGAGGUCACCACAAACCAUAGAGCAAAGUUCGCACAAACUGCCACAGGUUCCUCCAGAGGGUGUACCCAGGCACGUGUCACACCCCGUCCAACAGACUGUACCGCAGAGCGUGAUUAUUGUGAGCAACUCUCGCGUUAAGUACCACGGUACAUCCCCUGAGGUACCAACACCAGCGAUUGCGAGUCCCGGAGAUCGCCCACCAGGAGCAGCACUGAGAGAGUGCGACACGAGGCUUACGUGCAACCACUUUGAUGAAAUUAUGGAAUUGAGAUCUCACAUCCAGCAGUUGAGGAACCUGUAUCUCAAGACCAAGAAAAAAAAUAAGGCUCUCGGCCAAUCUGUGCGGCGCUUAAGGGCGACCAAGGAGAAGCUGAAGAAGACCAUUAAAGACAUCGAAAAACAUCCGCGAAUGGUCGACCACGCGGAAUCGCUAGAAGGAGAUGCCAAGGCGGGUGCGGAACUGUUGAAGAGGCACCAGGUGAAGUUGAACGGAGACGUGGUGCCUUCGGAGUACACACCAGAGUUGCGGGCGUUUGCGACCGCGUUGCACGGUUGCUCCUUCAAAGCUUACGAAUACGUGCGGAAGGUCUUCAGCGACUGCUUGCCACACGCGUCCACAGUGCAGAAAUGGAAGAGGCCAAGCAGAGAAACGCAGGACGCGAGCAUUAUUGAACAGGUAGCAUCCGAGGGGUGCAACGACAUAGGAAACGAGGGAACAACCAUUCCCGUUAUUGUGCUGAGAAACUCCACACCCGUUGCUGGUGACGUUCAGGUUGAAGUGAUGCAACUGAUCGGUGAAGUAGUCUGACGGGACAGACUUUUGCGACUACUUUUAGUUUUGUUGCAUACUCAAUCCUGCAACGUGUCCGCCUUUGUGUUAAUGAAUCUAAAAUGUUUUUGGCGAAACAUUAGGUGUUAUCUUGCUCUUCAGCGAAGAUAUUAACUAGAUGUAGAGGACCCUCUACACAUGCAUCUGGGUUAUACAGUAAUUCUGCUGCGCUGCAGAGAUGUUUUGUUGCUAUCGUAGUCAUCCGGUUCCUCCCUUGCAAUUCUACUAUGAUUCUUCUUCCAAAGAUAGGACGGAAGUGAAAAUUUGACAUUCCAUUCCAUGUACUAACAAUUUAGGUUUAAGUAGACCUUACCUCUGAGCUGUAGACAUGCCACCAAAGCUAUAAAGAUGUUUACAGGUUGCCCA